CACAAACGGAUAAGAACUAGGGGUGCAAACAUGUGCAAUUACAUCGUUAUCAAGGUUCAGCAGAAGGUAAAUCUUGUGGCUUAUCGACUGUAGCUACCGGCAGAUGCUCACAUUCCCCCCGACAUUCCACAUAUCAUUGCCGAAGCACUACAGGGGGUCGGCGGAUCGAGUAGAGACUACAACACCCCCGGUUAGUGUAGAUGGAGACUUGGAGUUGACACCUCUAAAGGUGUUAGAGAUGCAUUGGACCAAGAAGAAGGGUCGGCUUAUCGAGGAAAGCUUGGUCCAAUGGAAGCAUGUCGAGCCAGAGGAUGGAACCUGGGACGAGACAUCGGCGCUACAGAAGAAGUAUCCCACGUUCGACCUUGAGGGCAAGGUCGAUUCUAAAGAGGGAGGGGAUGAUAGAAACCCGCCCCAGCGGGUUAAUUAAGGGGAUGGCUUGGCCGAGUGGGUCGGGUUGCCAAUGGCAUAUUUUUUUAUUUCUUGUUUCUUUUAAGAAAUCAUUAUCAAACAAUUAGCGAAUCUCUAAUAUCAUUUCUCUCUCUCUCUCUCUCUUGUUCUUCCUCAAUCUCUCGAAAUCCCUAGUUUCUUCUUUUCUCAAUCCCUAAAUCCCCUCGUGAGAGUUCUAGUUCUAUCAAACUGUGGUGAGUUUAUGUCCGAUGAGAAAAUUGUGGAGAAAAUUCUGAGAACUUUGACAGAAAAGUUCAAAUACAUCGUCUGCUCAAUUGAAGAAUCCAAGGACAUCUCAGAGCUGUUAGUUGAUGCCUUGCAGAGCUCUCUGCUUGUCCAUGAGUAGAAGUUCUCCAAGCAUUCAUAUGAAGAAGAGCUAACCUUGAAAGCAAAUCAUAAGUUUGCAGGACGAGGAAGAGGACAAGGAAGGAGUUAUCAGGGAAGAGGAAGAGGAAGACCUGUGAAUAGGGAUAGGGUAGAAUGCUUCAAAUGCCAUAGAAUGUGGCAUUUUAGAAAUGAAUGUCCAGAAUGGAA
Linum trigynum is the source of this 984-nucleotide messenger RNA. The record is from the annotation of a GenBank genome assembly. Lineage: Eukaryota; Viridiplantae; Streptophyta; Magnoliopsida; Malpighiales; Linaceae.